Molecule: messenger RNA, 755 nt
Organism: Ictalurus punctatus (channel catfish)
Lineage: Eukaryota; Metazoa; Chordata; Actinopteri; Siluriformes; Ictaluridae
Gene: trmt112
Product: tRNA methyltransferase activator subunit 11-2
Exons: 4
Coding region: 136-507 (123 amino acids)
Biological process (GO): tRNA methylation; rRNA (guanine-N7)-methylation; peptidyl-glutamine methylation
Molecular function (GO): protein heterodimerization activity
Source: RefSeq, a predicted model, not a curated record
CCUUAACGCUCAUUUCAACAGCACAGAAGAACAACACGUGAUAGCAAAGCUAGUGAAUACUUAUUAUACCUAGCCCGUGGUGAUCUAUAUAUUUUUAAAUUCUUCCUUAGAUAUAACAUCACAGAGACUGCUACUAUGAAGUUGCUAACGCAUAACAUGUUGACGUCGCAUGUGAAAGGAGUAACUAAAGGAUAUCCUCUGCUGAUCAAGGCGACAGAGGUCAAAGUGAAUGAAAUCGAGUUCAACCCUCAGUUUGUGAGCCGAAUGAUACCAAAGUUGGAGUGGAGCGCUUUAAUCCAAGCAGCUGAAGGGCUGGGAUACCUGCAGGAACUCCCCAGCACACCUGUAUCAAACUAUGAGAAUGAUGAAGACUUUUUACGCAAAGUGCACAGAGUCCUACUGGAGGUGGAGGUGAUAGAGGGGGCUCUGCAGUGUCCUGAGUCUGGUAGAGAAUUCCCCAUCUCAAGAGGAGUUCCCAACAUGCUCCUCAAUGAAGACGAGUCAUAGGAGAUGUCCCCACUCCCUUUUUGUUCAUAUGCAACAAACAGACAACACACCACAUUGCAGUUGUAUGUGAUUGCAGCAGAGUUUAAUCGCAUUGCAUUGAGUCGAGAUAUCAAAAAUCCAAACCUGGUCCUUAAUUUAAUAAGUUAAUCUUAAUGGCCAGUUCCACUGGUACUGGCCCUUGUUUCUUCAGUUCUUGUUUUUAUUAUGUUUUGUAAUAUACUUUUCAAUAAAAUCAUGUUACAACAUUA